AUACUUCUUGUUUUGACAACAGGAUUUGGCUUUGGAUUGACAUUUCCAGACAGAGAGCAUCACUAUGGCGAAGUUCCUGACAGGGCCAGCUCUUCAAGCUGUUAUAGAUGAAUGCGCUGAACGCCUUCUGGAGGACCCGGAGCUAAAAUCAGCAAUGGAGGAACUAGACAAGGGUAUUUCUAAAUUAUUAGCAGAUAUUAAAGAAGCUGAAAGAGAUGAGCUAAGAAUUAUUGAAGAAUCCAGAGCCAUGUCUAAUAACACCCAGGCUUGCCAAAGUGUUGCUAGUACGAAUGACAGAUUAAGUAGUCCACAAAAUGAUCCUGAUGAUGUCAUUUUUAUAGGAAAAGUUGCUGGUAACACUGUAAAAACACCUCGUAGACAAGCCCGUCCUGAGCUAGUAAAAGACAUGAAAGUGUUAGCGAAGAGAAAAAAAGAUGACUUGUGGUAUGAUGCUACUAUAUUGGAAUUAUUGAGCCAUCAGCUCUCACAAAAAGUGAAAGUGAAGUUUGAUGGAAAAGGUAGCCGUGGGAUCCUUUCACGUAAACAUAUUGCUCUGAAAAAUGAACCAAGGUGGGAUCAGCUCCCUGUAGGCAGCAGGAUCAUUGCAAAAUAUGAGAAUGAUGCUGAUGUAUCCAUGAAGCAAUGUCUGUAUGCAGGAAUAAUUGCAGAAACACCACUGCCUUACAAUAGACAGCAGUUUUUGGUGUUCUUUGAUGAUGGUUUUGCUCAGUAUAUGGACUCUGAUAAAAUCUUCAAUGUCUAUGAAGCGAGUAGGUUUGUGUGGGAAGACGUCCACGAAGACUCCAGGGAAUUUAUAAAGGAAUACUUGGAGAAAUAUCCAGAACGCCCCAUGGUCCGCGUGUCUGAGGGUCAGGUUCUGAAGACAGAAUGGAAGGGUAGUUGGUGGAAAACGCGUGUGUUGAAAGUUCAGGGUAGUCUUGUGAACAUGCUUUUUCUCGUUGAUGAUAGAACUGAAUGGAUCUAUCGGGGAUCGCCACGUCUUGAACCUCUUCACAGAGAAUUGAUGGCUGCUGAGGCUUCCAGGCAAGCAGGCAAAGUGAUACGUGGCACAAGUCACACAUUUUUGAAGCGCAAUGCUCCUGUGGUUGAGUACAUAAAUGUGGAAACGCCGACACUAGUAAACCCAGAAGAACGCUCUAAACAAACAGCUCGUAAGAGUUCCAAAAACCGUAAGCUGUACAGGCAAAAGUAUCAGCAGGGAGAAGGAGACCAGCAAAGGAAAGAAGUAGAACCCAGUAAGCCUGUGCUUCAUUCAGGGAAGCAGGGCCAGAAACGGGAUCUAGGAAGCGCCAACAGCAUACACGCUGGAGAUGCUACCGUAGAGUGCAUAAUAGAUUCAGAUCCCGAAAUCGUUGAUCAUAAAAACAAGCCAGUGUCUAACCUGCAACCAAAGGAGGAUAAAAGCGCAGCAAGCCGGUCACAACCAACGUUAGAUGACAGUUCUAGUGAUAAUAAUGUUUCUUCAAAGAUAUCCAAGAAGCUACCUAACUAUGCCUACAAAACUCAUGUGUGCUGUUACUUGUGUGUAGUGCAGGUCGUAGGUCAAGUAGUUGAUCUUAAAGAUGAAAACCCUCUACGCUGGCCGCAAAUUGUUGGCUGGCAGAGGGAACUCUCUGGUAAGCGUGGAAGUGGAAAGAAGACAGUUUUUUAUCGUACACCGUGCAUGAAACGUCUGAGAAAUCUUGAUGAAGUUAAUACGUACUUAAUGCAGACAUGUAUAGAUUAUCUGUUCAUUGACAACUUCACAUUUGAUCCAUUCGUCUACACCAUUCCAAGAAGUGCAGGACGCUCAAGUUUGUGGUGUAAAGAAGCAAAGGUGGUUAUCAAGGAUAUAUCCAACGGAAAGGAGAUGGUUCCAGUAAUGCUGGUAAAUGAAAUCGACAACGAACGACCUGAUAAAAGUUACAACUACAUUACGUACAGGAAGUGUAACAAAGCCGUCAUAAACACCGAUACUAACUUCUUGGUCUGUUGUGACUGCACCGACAACUGUAAGGAUAAAUCUAAAUGUGCUUGUCAGCAGUUAACAAUUGAAUCUACACGUGCAUCUCAUGAUGGUAAAGUUGACCCAAAUGCCGGGUACCAUUACAGACGUCUGGAGGAACAGCUUCCUACUGGAAUAUUUGAAUGCAACUCAAAGUGUGGGUGUGCUAAGAGUUGUUACAACCGAGUCGCUCAAAAUGGCUUACGUGUCCGUCUACAGGUGUUCAAAACGGAAAAGAGGGGCUGGGGUCUACGAUGCAUUGAUGACAUCCCUGCCGGUAUGUUUAUUUGCACAUACGCCGGAAACUUAUGGACGGAGGAAGAAGCAGAUGACGUUGGUCGCAAGUUUGGUGAUGAGUACUUUGCUGAAUUGGAUUAUAUUGAGGUUGUAGAGAAAAACAAGGAAGGUUAUGAAAGUGAUGUCCAGAGUUCUGAAGGCUACGAAACAGAAUCUUCUGAAUCAAGUUGCAAUUCAGAUGCAGAUUUCCAAGUGUAUGACAGUGCUGGCUCCUCCCCCUAUCGUACCCCCAGUGCUGAUGAGAUCAGUCUUGAUGAAGGCUAUGCAGCAACACACACAAAAAGUGGGACAAAAAUUGUUUUGCGACGCAAAUCUGCAAGUAAUGGAACACAGUCCACAAAAGAAUCAUGGUCUGUUGUGGAGUCACCAGGGAAAAUUCUUCAGAGGGCAACCAGUCUACCAUGUUCUACAGACCAGCCUGAAGAUUCAGCAAAACAAAACCCCAAAAAUUUGGCAAAAUCAUCGAUUGAAAGCGAUUGUAUUAUUAUAAUCUCCUCAGAUGAGGAAGAUGUUGUCCCACCUGCUGCUAAUGAGAAGGUUGUCGUAGGGGAUGUGAAGACUACCACUUGUGAUGACAAGAAUGAUACUAAAGAUGUUGUAAAGAUUGAGAAUGUGUCUAAGGAGGAUGUGAAAGUUGCCAAGGAGAUUGAUAAAGUCAAGGAUAAAGGUCAUGUUUCCGAGGAGGAUAAACCUGGCACAACUACCAGUAACAAGGAUCUCAAAAUGGAGACAGACCUGUCGUCGGAUGCUGACCAUAGUGUUGACAUGAACACAAGCCGGUUGUCUAACCUAGAUUCUGAUGAUCAACAGAAUCUUGAGAAUGCUUUGACUGCCAUGUUUACAGGCCACACAGAUGAUGAGGGAGAGGCUUUGGUGAUUCCAAAGGAGAAGCUAGAUAAAAUAAGAUUCAUAAGGGAAAGUUCUCCAGAAUUAAACACUAUCGGAGGUAUCAAUUACGGCUAUAAUGUUAGUCCGCGACCAGUGCUUGAUAACAAAGCGAUCAUCGCGUACAGGGAACGAAGGCGGAAGAAAAGGUUGAAGCUAGGUGAAACUGAAGAUGACAAAGCUACGUCAGGUAAUAAUGAAGGCACCAAUGAAGAUGCUAGCAAAGGGCCUCUAACAUUAAAACCUAACGAUAGUUUCAAACCACCAACCAGUGAAGAGAACAUAUCAAGUCAACCAAUCACUGAAAGCCUCAAGUCUAAUCAACCAGUCACAGACAGCCUUGAGGUUCGUCAGACAAUCACAGAAGACCAACAGACUAAUGAAGAGUCCAUAUCAACUGAUCAACCUGUAAAGGUUGAAACACCUGAUGAAGCAAUGGACGUACCUGCUCCAGAGAGUUCAAUAGAAAUUAAAGAUGUCAUGUCAAUGGCUGUUGAUAGUGAAGCAUCGUCAUCAGAUAGUGAGGAUGAAAAAGAAAGUAUGGAAUCCUGCGAUGCCUCAAAAACAAGAAAAAUAAGGACUGCAAAAAAAUCAACGCACACACGUUUAGCCCUGACAAAGAGUCCAAGUAUUGCAUCUCAAGAGAUGGCCAAUAUCUCUCUUAAGAAAGCAGAAGAAAUCAAGGCAGAUGAAGAAAAACCAACUUUCCCACGAAGUCGAAGCUUGUUUGGAGAAGAAGAACGCUGCUAUGUGAUGGAUGCAAAAAGAGAGGGAAAUCUAGGCCGAUAUUUUAAUCAUAGCUGUGUUCCUAACUUGUUUGUCCAGAAUGUUUUUGUUGACACCCAUGAUCUGCGUUUUCCCUGGUUAGCUUUCUUUGCGGGACAAAACAUCAGAGCAGGAAGUGAACUCACUUGGGAUUAUGGAUAUGAAGUAGGAAGUGUUGCAAACAAGACUCUAUAUUGCUACUGUUCAUCUGUGGAUUGUAGAGGGCGUCUAUUGUAAAUUCUUAGCUUGGAGUAAACAGUGUAUUUUUAUUUAUGGGCCUCAUAGAUUUAACAUGUAUACAACAUGAUAUUGAGCAUUCCUCCUACUAUGGGCAUAGAUAGAUCUUAGUGGUAGAAAUAUUUCUCAUCCUCCUUUUGUCAGUGCCAAACAGUAAUCCUUUAUUAAACACAAGAAAAUAAUAGGGGAGCACUGCACCAAAUAUUUGUGGUAAGUGUUUGUUUUCAAAAUUUUGGAUUUCCCAAUAAAUAUGUACAUUGAUACAAUUUAUGGUGCUACUAUUGUGGUGCUAUGUAUGCUAUAUUUCAACACAAUAAGAGGCUGAUUUUUAUCCUUUGAAAAACAAAAGAGUCAGUCCACACAGAGCGUACUGUGUACGGCAACAUCAUGCCCACAUUCAAGCAAAUCCCAUGUACUAUAUUUUGCCACAUAAAGCUUAAAGAUACACUGUCUGCGAAAAAAAAAUCAGGGAAUACCUCAAACCUCAUUUAAAAUGAUCAAGAAGAUUAAGCGUUAUAAACUUAAUCAAAAGUGGUGCUAUACACAAAAUCACAGAUUUUAAAGAUAGGAAAGUUACUAAUUUUUUGAAAAGUUUGCUACUACAAGUAGUAAGAUAUAUAAUAAAAUGAAAUCAACCAAUCUCUUCAUGUGACUACUAAGUAAGUAAAAAAAAAGACUUAAACUCAAUAUCAAAUAAUAAGCAAUUUGAAACCAUCUUUGGGACCUGAAAAUUUGGGAGGGGGAGGCCAGGGUUUGGUGUCAAAUUAGAGGGCUAGCUUUUUGUUAAAGAUUGAUUGGUGAUUAUUUGGUUUUUUGAAAAAGUGUUCUCAAAUUAGAGGGGUCUCGAAAUUUGAGGAGCCUCGAAUUGGAUGGUGCACUGCAUUUGAUAGUUAACAAUACUAUAUUAUUAUUAUUAUUAUUAUUAUUUGAUAUUCAGUUUGGUUAAAAUACCAAAUAACAUAGUAACAGUAUUUAAUUUAUCAAUACAUUUGUGAAUUUUUUAUCAGAUUUUAAAAAUAAUUACCUCAAAGAUGUUAGGAGUAAAAUUAUAACUGUAUGAGAAAUUUUAACUAUUAACCU
Molecule: messenger RNA, 5269 nt
Organism: Anneissia japonica
Lineage: Eukaryota; Metazoa; Echinodermata; Crinoidea; Comatulida; Comatulidae
Product: histone-lysine N-methyltransferase SETDB1-B-like
Exons: 28
Coding region: 65-4189 (1374 amino acids)
Biological process (GO): negative regulation of gene expression; heterochromatin organization
Cellular component (GO): nucleus
Molecular function (GO): protein binding; DNA binding; histone H3K9 methyltransferase activity
Source: RefSeq, a predicted model, not a curated record